Messenger RNA from Clupea harengus (Atlantic herring), 708 nucleotides. RefSeq names its product adhesion G protein-coupled receptor B2 (gene adgrb2). The transcript is spliced from 7 exons. The record is from RefSeq and is a predicted model, not a curated record. Bases 10 to 708 code for a protein of 232 amino acids. Gene Ontology annotation, molecular function: G protein-coupled receptor activity. Lineage: Eukaryota; Metazoa; Chordata; Actinopteri; Clupeiformes; Clupeidae. Gene Ontology annotation, cellular component: plasma membrane. Gene Ontology annotation, biological process: negative regulation of angiogenesis; cell surface receptor signaling pathway; G protein-coupled receptor signaling pathway.
CUGUGCACUAUGACGGCUGCCUUUCUUCAUUUCUUUUUCCUGGCAUCUUUCUGCUGGGUGUUGACGGAGGCGUGGCAAUCCUACCUGGCCGUCAUCGGCAAGAUGAGGAGCCGCCUCAUACGCAAGCGUUUCCUGUGCCUGGGCUGGGGUCUCCCUGCUCUCGUUGUGGCCGUGUCGGUGGGCUUCACCCGGGCGAGAGGCUACGGCACACCCAGCUAUUGCUGGUUAUCUUUAGAAGGGGGUCUCCUCUAUGCGUUUGUGGGUCCUGCAGCGGUCAUCGUUCUGGUAAACAUGCUGAUUGGGAUUGUGGUCUUCAACAAGCUCAUGUCCAGGGACGGCAUCUCAGACAAGUCAAAAAAGCAGCGAGCAGGGGCCUCCCUCUGGAGCUCCUGUGUAGUGCUCCCCCUGCUGGCGCUGACGUGGAUGAGCGCCGUGCUGGCCAUCACAGACCGCCGCUCCACGCUCUUCCAGGUGCUCUUCGCCGUCUUCGACUCCGUCCUGGGCUUCGUCAUCAUCACCGUGCACUGCGCCAUGCGUCGCGAGGUCCAGGAUGCGGUGCGCUGUAGGAUGGGGGGCUGCAAGGACGACAGCGAGAACUCUCCGGACUCCUGCAAGAAUGGCCAGGUGCAGAUCAUGACGGAUUUCGAGAAGGAUGUGGACUUAGCCUGUCAAACGGGUAAGCCUUCGUGUCCCUUUACCUUCCUAUGA